This is a messenger RNA of Portunus trituberculatus (swimming crab), 3956 nucleotides long. RefSeq names its product sec1 family domain-containing protein 2-like. Gene Ontology annotation, biological process: vesicle-mediated transport; intracellular protein transport. NCBI's taxonomy places the organism in Eukaryota, Metazoa, Arthropoda, Malacostraca, Decapoda, Portunidae. The record is from RefSeq and is a predicted model, not a curated record.
AUAUAAUAGUAAUCCUGAUUCCUGAGCCACCUGUAAUGACAGAACUCAGGAUUAAGAUCAACGCUGGUGGAGUCGUGAGUGAACUCAGUGGAGGCUGGACGUAAACAAAAUACCUACUUACUGUUAUAUCUUUGCCUUGCCUCUUGCUUCACUACCAUACCCAUCACCACAACAACACUAACACAACACUAACAACCACCACAGUACUUUAGCCAAAUCAUUACAAAGAAAGAAAAAAAGAGGAAAAAAACAAGAGACAUCCCACGAUAUGUAGAUAAGUAAAUGUCAAAACUCAGAACUCGUAACUGAUAUUGUGGAGAUAAUAGGACUGAGUCACCUGAACACACACACAGAAUGACAAUGAAGGCAGGGAAACACAGGGACAGGAAUACCCAAUAACCAGUGAACAGUGAAGAUUGCGCCACCAUAUGUGUCAGCUGUGACUGUCAGAGUGAGUGCCGGUGCCAUGGAGGCGGUGAGUGCCAGCCACGUCAGCGAGGCAUGGUGGACUGAGGCAUGCAAGAAGGUGAAGAAUGCUCUGGUGUUUGUGGACGGACCAACAGCUGAGAGUCUGCACUGGAGUGGUGGGCUGGGCAGGCUGGCUGACGCUGGGGCCAAGAAUGUCAAGGAGUUCUCGUCGUUUGAGAAAGGCGGCGAGAGGGACGUGAAGGCAGCCUUCCUGCUGAGUGGUCCAGUGCGCGGCACCACAGCCACUGUGCUCAAAGACGUCAUCCAGGCAUCCAGCUUCCACUACUGCGUGGUGGUCAGCUCAGCCCACCCCAGCGUGCACACCUAUGCUCGGUACGGCGGCCGGGAUGUAGACGAUGGCGUGCUGACCACUGAGCUGGAACAGAAUGUGCUGACCUGGAUGGGCAACAUGAACUACACCGUGGAAAUAUUUUACCUCCCUCUGGUCAUCGUCCCGUACUCUGAGGACCUGUUCUUCAUGCCAGUGUUUGCCUCUCUGUACCCGCUGCUCAGCCCCGACGUGCCCCGAAUAUCCAAACACCACCAGGCAGUGACUCGCGGUGACAAAAUCAAGCCCCUCGCUGGUCUAGGUGAAGUUGAGUUCCACCACCUCCCCCAUGAGAUGCGUGUGUGUGUGCGGCAGCUGGUGGCAGCCAUGCAUAGCCUCCUGCAGGGGAUGAACGCACGGGAGGAGAUCUUCACCAUGGGACAGACGGCUCACAUUGUCGGCACAGAGCUGGAUGUGUUUCCUCCAGCAAGACAGAGACGAAAGGUGGCAACCAACAAGGUGUCGCUGGUGGUGGUGGACCGCACGCUGGACCUUGUGAGUGCUGCAGACCAUAGCGGCGACACAUUGAUGGCCCGCCUGCUGGCCCUGCUGCCUCGCCUGCCUGGCCACUGCCUUGACUCAGCUAUCAACAUGGCGCCGCUCUGUGAUGUCCAUCCGUCAUGUGAGUGGACGCUGGUGCCGGGUUGUCUGGCGCCGCAGGGCAGGGAGCAGCGGGCAGCGGAGGUCCUCGGGUCGCUGGUCACUGCUCCGCCCAAGGAAACACUCUCACUGCUUAACAAACAUGUGGUGGAGGCAGCCAGUCGCAAGGACCUCCCUCCAGGCUCACCACAGAAGGAGGGCAAACUGAUGGUGGACAACCUGAAGAGGAACAUCCAGCAGUUUGCCUCGGACAUUGACGCUUUCACAGACAAUGCUGCUCUGCUCCAGCAAGGUCUUGGGGCAGUGGAGGCAGUGACAGACCCUCGCCACACACACCAGGACCAGCUGUUCAGCCUGGAGAAGCGACUCCUGCAGGCCCUGGCCGACCCAGAGGAGACGCCGCCCUUCACCCAGAUCUUCCAGCUGUUGAGGACACGGAAGAGCCACGGAGUCACCCUGGACGAUCUGCUGAGCCUGAUGGUGUAUGUGGCGUCACUGGGAGGCCCUGGUGUAUUCUCCCAGCGAGAGGAGUAUGCCCUCAUCAACCUGCUGUCCCAUGCCAUUGUGGAGGAUAAGGAGGAGCUCUCAGACCUCCUCCUUGAAUUGGUUGGGGAUGAAGUGGAUGAGGUGUCAGCCCUGAAGACAGCCCAGAGUGUAGCCAGCCAGCUCCACGCCCUCACCACCGCCAGGGAACACCUCAAAAACUACCGGAGUGUACAUUCCCCGGGUGACGGGGUGGAGCCGGCUUCCUACCACAGCCUGUUGCCACGGCUGGUGCAGGACUGCCUGGCUGCACCUCAGGGGGAGAUCACUGACCUGGAGUACAAGUCAGCCGGGUUCAAGGACCUCAUCAAGACCGGCUUCAGCCUGUUUGUCAAUGUAAGCAAGCCUUCCCCACGUGAUGCUCCUGUCAUGCUGGUGUGGGUGGGGGGAGUGUCGCCAGGGGAGGUGAAGGAGGUGAGACGCACAGUGAAGGCCCUCGACUCUCCCUGCAGAGUGAUCCUUGCCUCCUCACACUUGUCCUACCCAAGGGACACUGUACAGAAGGCAAUGCAGCCCAACUUUUUCCUCAGAGGGUUUUAAAGGGUAGGUUUAAGGCUGUUUCACUCUCUCUCUCUCUCUCUCUCUCUCUCUCUCUCUCUCUCUCUCUCUCUCUCUCUCUCUCUCUCUCUCUCUCUCUCUCUCUCUCUCUCUCUCUCUCUCUCUCUCUCUCUCUCUCUCUCUCUCUCUCUCUCAUAAUAGUAGAAACAGUAAUGGGGAUAGUAGUAAUAGUAGUAGUGGUAGUAGUAGUGGCAGUUAGUCAUGUAUUUCAGGUCUUCAUAUCAUUAAGCUAUUUAAUGGUUGACAAAUUAUAUCAUUACAUGUCACAUAAUUAGAUAAUGCAAGGUUACCACUUACUAUACAGCUACAAUGUGAUGUCAAGUAUAAGGAAAGGUAGGAACUAUAUUUAAUGUCUUUAUUGUUGUUGUUAUUAAUUUCCAUCAUUAUCAGUGGUGGAUUUUUCACGUGGAAAGCAUAGAUGUAAAUUGAAGAACCAGAGCUAGUAUUAUUUUUAUUUGCUUUUUUUUUUAUGAAUAUAUCAAUGCUAGUCCUGCUCUUCAUUUUCCAUUAUUGCUAUUAUUAUUUCUAUUGUUAUUAUCGUGUAGGAGAGUCAGGAUUGCAGUGGAUGAAGGGUAGGGCACAAUCUCAUUAUGAAGUGGCAAGGGUGAACCAGUGUGUGCUGUUAUCUGCUGCUGAAGUAUGUGUCCAAGUGUGCUAUGCUGGAGCCCAUGGUGUGUUGUCAGGUGGUGUGUGAGACUGUCCCUCUCCACCAUGGGCUGACAGGCUAAGGGUGUGAAUAACGCCUGUAUUCAAAAACGCCUUGCUCUCUCAUCACAGUUUUGCAAGGCCACACAGACAACGAGCAGGAUUUUUAAGACGUUUCUCCUUAUAAUCUUCUAGAAAUCUUGUCAUUUCAUCACUAGAACCAUAUGAAUACCCUUAAAAACAUGAGUAUCUUCAACUAGAGCCUUUGGAAAGUAGUGAUGGUGAGAAAGCAGUGGGUUUCAGAGUACGAGCUUUAGUGUGGUGCUAUGUAAGAGUCAUUGUGUGUAGGACUGAUAGUCUGGUAUAUAUAUAUAUAUUAUUAUUAUUAUUAUUAUUAUUAUUAUUAUUAUUAUUUUAUUCCAUCUAGUCCUCUUACAAGUACUAUUGAGUAAUUUAAUUUCCCACUUGUGUUUGUCUGAUUCAUGGCAGUGUUGUUGUUAUCAAACUGUAAGCUUAAACAUCAGUGUCUUUUUUCAACCACUACUAAUGGAAAUUAUUUGGGUUUCAAUGUGUUUUUUUUUUUAUUCAUGACUUCAAUAGUUUCACAGAUCCUGCUAAUCUACAGGAAGAAGACUUAGAGAAUCCUAUUUUAUCACCUCUGUAGCCUUAGAAGAAUUGUCACUUUGAAUACUAUUAUUAUAUUUUCCUAUUGUGAAGGGAUGACUGGGUUGCCUCAGUAAAAGUCAAAAGGAAAUACAGUAGCAUGUAGGAAGUUCAGGAGUGUACUAGAGAAAGCAAUGAAGGAUUGAGAAUA